UUACACAGUAUAACAACUGUCCGGCUGGUCGCUCCCCAAAGGAGGGUGGGUUGGGCAGAUUGGUUCCGUUCUUCCAGAUACUGGAAAGUAGCGUGCCUCGGGAAUCCUUUCGUUCUCAGACUUUUGUCUGUCCAGUAUUUCUAAACUCCCAGUCCUGUGGUCCAAUGAUGCCUAACCAUUGAGAUUCUUUCUUCUUUCCUCUUUUUUUUUUUUGGUUCUGAAUUCUUUCUUGAGCUUAAAUUUGGAAGUCAAGGACUGUUUCCGCGAGGAACCGGGACAAAAACGCUCACUUCCGGCGGAGGGGUAGUGGCGAGAGCUCUCUGAUCCAGUAUGAAGGAGGCGGAGGAGGUGCUCUUGGGGAAGACACUGCCGCUCCCCCCCAAGCCGAGCCUGGGCCAGGAAUCAGGAUGGAGCCUUUCUGGAGGAGGCUUUGCUCAGGGCCUCAAAGACUUCCCGCCUGGUUCGAGCCCUGUCAUACUUGCUCUAAAGACCCUCCCCCAGGGCUUGGCCCUGGGCCCCUCGAGCGCCAGGAAACAGCACUUGGGGGUCUGGUGUGUCGGAGAGCCCCUGCAGCUCGGACUGCAUUGGGGACCUCUGGAAGUGGACUCCUUCUCGGAGGAGAAGGGCGAGGGAGUGAAGCCACCACACGAGCAGGAUCUGUCACUCGGCUGGUGGGGAGCCAUAUGCACCUCAAAGCAAAGUUCAGCUUGGAUCAGUUUGGUGCAACAAGGUAGGCUACAGAGUGAUGGAAAUGUGUCCCUGGUUUGGAUCAAUGAGGAGCUUCACCUGCAGGUGUACCAGAUUGUGCUGCCAGGCUCUGAGUUGCUGCUGUGCCCACAGUCUCCCUCCAAGAUCCUAAGAGUCAUGCACCCCAGACUAAAGGAAGAAGCAGCUGUAGUGGUGGUGGCAGAAGAGGAGUCUGCUAUACAGGAAGAAGUGGCCUCUCCACGAGAGGAUGCAGCAGAGUCUUGCACAGAUCCUGGUCAUGAGUCACCCCAUAGUAUCCAAGAAGAAAACACGAUAGGUUCUGGACCUAUGGCCCAGAAUCAACCUUUCAAGGAUAGCCAACUCCUUGGCCCGUUGCUUCAAGAUGACAGCAUGGAUAAGGAAUUCCUGCCACAGACACCACCUGAACCACAGGGCAACUCAGCUGCCCAGAAGAGCACAAAGAGCAAUGAAGCCAGUUUAUUAACUCCCAGAAGGACCCAGGUGCAAACCUGCCCAGCCAAGAACUUACAUGUCCCCAGCAAUGAAUGCCUAUCUACAGUAAAGAUCUCGGAGCCCAGAACCCAGCUCCCUAACUUGCCUGUACUGCUCUGCAGCCCUCCUGACCCAGAAGAAAGCUCCUCAAAGCAGGGGCGCCGAUACCAGUGUGGGGAGUGUGGCAAGGCAUUCCUGCAGCUAUGCCACCUCAAGAAACAUGCAUUUGUUCACAAAGACCACAAGCCCUUCCUGUGCACUGAGUGUGGCAAGAGUUACAGCUCAGAAGAAAGCUUCAAAGCCCACAUGCUGGGCCAUCGAGGGGUGAGGCCCUUCCCUUGUUCACAGUGUGACAAGGCUUAUGGUACCCGCAGAGACCUCAAAGAGCAUCAGGUGGUCCAUUCGGGUGCCCGGCCCUUUGUGUGUGAGCAGUGUGGCAAAGCCUUUGCUCGCCGACCUUCCUUGCGGCUACACCGGAAGACACACCAGAUGCCAGAUGCCCCUUCCCCAUGCCUAUGCCCAUGCCCAGUAUGUGGGCGGCUCCUGGCCACCCAGGGUUCACUGCAGAACCACAUGAGACUUCACACUGGAGAAAAGCCAUUCCUGUGCCCACACUGUGGGCGAGCAUUCCGCCAGCGGGGCAACCUCCGAGGACACUUGAGGCUGCACACAGGGGAGCGUCCUUAUCAAUGCCCACACUGUGCCAGUACUUUCCCCCAGCUUCCAGAGCUGCGGCGUCAUCUCAUUUCCCACACUGGUGAGGCCUACCUGUGCCCUGUGUGUGGGAAGGCCCUCCGAGACCCACAUACACUUCGUGCUCAUGAGCGCCUGCACUCGGGGGAGAGGCCCUUUCUGUGCCUCCAAUGUGGCCGAGCUUACACACUGGCUACCAAGCUGCGCCGUCACCUCAAGUCCCACAUGACAGACAAGCCAUACCGAUGCCCUGUCUGUGGCAUGGGCUAUGGCUUCCCUCAAAGCCUCAAGCGGCACCAGCUCAGUCACCAGCAUGGGGUUUCCUCCAGCCCUUCUCUGCCUCCUGCUGCCUCUGAGCCCACCAUGGUGCUCCUACAAAGUGAGCCAAAAUUGCUGGACACAUGCAGCCAGCAGGAAGUGCCCUCAGACGGGGGUAUUGUGGAGGUCACCAUCUCUGAGAACCAGGGAAAGUGCUUUGUGGUACCUGAGGAGCCCACCCCUAGACCAAACCUGGUGCUGAUCCAUAAGGAUAUGGGCUUUAAUGGCUGGGCUGAGGUGGUACAGGUAGAAGCAGGCACCUGACACCUUCACUGAGUCCACUCCCACCCCUACAGGAGCUCUCCAUAAAGACUUCUAGCAGAUUA
Messenger RNA from Cricetulus griseus (Chinese hamster), 2537 nucleotides. NCBI's taxonomy places the organism in Eukaryota, Metazoa, Chordata, Mammalia, Rodentia, Cricetidae. The record is from RefSeq and is a predicted model, not a curated record.